This is a messenger RNA of Cydia pomonella (codling moth), 3386 nucleotides long. RefSeq names its product diphosphomevalonate decarboxylase (gene Mvd). The record is from RefSeq and is a predicted model, not a curated record. The transcript has a single exon. Bases 2003 to 3163 code for a protein of 386 amino acids. Gene Ontology annotation, biological process: isopentenyl diphosphate biosynthetic process, mevalonate pathway; isoprenoid biosynthetic process. Gene Ontology annotation, molecular function: diphosphomevalonate decarboxylase activity; ATP binding. Gene Ontology annotation, cellular component: cytosol. NCBI's taxonomy places the organism in Eukaryota, Metazoa, Arthropoda, Insecta, Lepidoptera, Tortricidae.
UAUUUCUUUAUUUACCUAUUUCAUUUAUUGAAGUUAAUUUAUUUAUUUAAAACUUACAUUCAAUAAAAGUAAUUGUAAUUGAGGAAAGUAAUUUAAUUUCAAAAUUUGAUUAAUUUUCCUAGUAACAAUUACAUUUUGCAAUUGUUAGUUGAAUGCGCAAUUACUUUCUACAUGUAAUUGAAAUUAUUUAUUGCAUCUACAUUUUGCAAUUGAAAGAAAGAAAAUAAAAAAAAAUAGGAUCCUCACUCAGCAUAAUGCCGCGGCAAUCCAUGGCACUGGUUUUCAGUGGGGACCUGACUUAAAACUUUGAUAGUGGCGGCACAUACGCCAACGAAACAGCAAAAAAAACAGACAUAAAAGGAACACAAAAAAAAUUAUACAUACUACCAAAAACAUUUUUGCUACUGUACAUUACUAAGAUUGAAAUUGAAAACAAUAAUUAUAAUUGUUAAUUUGUAAUUCAAUUACUUUUUGACCAACACUGGUACUUAGCGGAUCUUCAGGGCCAAUUAUAUCCACAUGCUAACGGGUCGCCCGGGUCGGACGUUGGGCCUAAGCAAGAGUCGUUUUCCGUUUCACCAAAUAGCAGCACAUCGUUAACAAUAUUUGAAAUGUAAAAAAAAUAGUUCAAAUGCACAUUAUCAAACAUUGAAAAUUUUUGGCAAUUAGUGACAAAGUAUUUUUUCAGUACCUAUGGCGCUAAUUUACCGCCCUAGUGCGGUAACGUAACUAGCACUAUACGUGCGUAUGUCGACAAUUAAAAAGGCCAUAUGUACUGUAAAACGUUGUACAAUAUACAUGCGAAAACUUGUAUCGUAAUAUUGUUGAAGAUGUUCUGGUGAUUCCUGGGCUAUAACCGCGAAAAUCUCAAAAUCAUUUUUCUCUGUCACUCUAAUUACGUCUUACUAAGAGUAAAAGGGAAUGAUCCCCUCAAUUUGCGAAUUUCGGUUUUCGCGGUAGGCCCCCUGGACUAUAACCUCGAAAAUCGAAGUUCGUCAAUUGCGGGCAUUUUUCUUUGUCACUCUAAUUACGUCUUAGUGAGAGCAAAAGCGAAGAUCCCUACAAUUUGUGAAUUUCGAUUUUUGAGGUAGACCCCCUGAAACGGAAACGACUGUUGCUCAGGCCCAACGUCGCCGUAUCCGUUAGAAUGUGGAUGUAAUUCAAAUAGUAGUAUAAUAUUAUAUAAUUGGCCCUUUCCUAAAUAGACCCAAGGGAGGGAGUAUGGGCGGACUAUUAUAUUGUACUUACUAACUUAUUAGCGUGAAGUGAAAAUGUCAAGUUAGUUUUCGAUUUCUUUUGCAGAGACUCCUACGCACACAGUCCCUUAUUUGUAUAGGAGCAUCGUUGAUAAUGGCGUAAGCGCCAUCGACAAUAAAGUUCUUUUCAAUAAAUAACGUCACAAUUACACGAAUUAACAAACAAAUCAGUCAAAAACCGAUUUUUUUUAUCACUUAAGGUAGUUUACUGAAACAGUUAUCGACUUAUAAUGAAACGAAUAACUAAUUAACUCAUAAUUAAUUCAACGUUUAAUUCAUUAUUGAUUAAGGAACUCUAUAUUUAUACUAUUUUUAUUAGUAUUGAAUGCUAACCAAAUUUUGGUGGUAACUACUGGGAAAAAAAUUCCCACCUUUUACCAGCUGGGAAAAAAAACUCCCAGUAGUUGUGGGUUUUUUUUUUCCAGUAGUUACCAGUGGUAAAAGGUGGGGAAAAAAUUCCCAGUAGUUACCACUGGUAACAACUUGGUGGUAACUAGUGGAAAUAACCCAACGGGACAGGUGAAACUAAAUAAAAUAUUGUAAUAUAAAAUAGCGUUUUAGUUGCUUACUCAAACAGUCUCACAAAUAUACGUCAAACUCGACCGACAAAAGUAGCCUUGCCUUAGAUUCGUUCACGUUGGUUGGUUGACUCAUUCCCUCGAUUUCCGCGCCAGGGCAGACGUACUUUAAAAUUAAUAUUGAACGAUUCUAAAGUUACCAAAGUCAAUCUCCAAUAUUACAGCAUAAUGAAUAAUAUGAAAACUGUUAUUGCUCCUGUAAAUAUCGCAGUGAUAAAAUAUUGGGGAAAACGCGACGAGGAGUUGAUAUUACCGUUAAAUGAUUCCGUUAGCGCUACUUUGGCCACAAGUGUUAUGUGUGCCAAAACAUCUGUGUUUACCGGCCCUCAACUUACCAGCGACGAGAUAUGGCUCAACGGCAAGAAGGAAUCAUUUACGAAUAAACGACUAGUAAAUUGCCUCGAAGGAAUAAAAGCUAUAGCCGCUAAGGAGAAAAGUGUGGACGAAGAAUUCCUAAAAUGGAAAGUUCAUGUGUGCUCUGUUAACAAUUUCCCUACGGCGGCCGGCCUCGCAUCCUCUGCAGCAGGAUAUGCGUGCUUAGUAACUGCAUUAGCGAAACUUUAUAAUGUGAAAUCGGAUGUUAGCUGCGUCGCAAGGUUGGGUUCUGGCAGUGCUUGUAGAAGUGUUUAUGGCGGUUUUGUUCAGUGGCAUGCGGGAACGGAGCCCACUGGCAAAGAUUCCAUCGCAACUCAAAUUGCAGAAGCCUCUCACUGGCCCGAAAUGCGAGCUCUUAUACUUGUGGUUGGUGACAGUGCAAAGAAAACUAGUUCAACAAAGGGCAUGAAGAAAACUGCUGAAACCUCUGAACUUCUCAAACACCGGAUUGAGUAUUGUGUGCCACAGAGAACCACCAGUAUUAUUCAGGCUAUAAAGGAAAAGAACUUUCCCAAGUUUGCUGAAAUAACUAUGAAAGACAGCAACCAGUUUCAUGCAGUCUGUCUGGACUCCUACCCACCUUUCGUAUACAUGACAGAAGUGUCCCACAAGAUAGUUGAAGUGAUUCACAAAUAUAAUGAAGUCUGUGGUGAAGUGAAAGUUGCUUAUACUUUUGAUGCAGGCCCAAAUGCUUGUUUGUACCUCCUAGAGGAAGAGGUGCCAAAAAUAAUUUCUCUUAUAAAAUAUGUUUUUCCUUCUUCAUCACCUGAUAAUUUUGUAACUGGUCUCAAUUAUGAACAGCAUGAGCUAAGUAAAGAUUUUCUGAACAAGGUUGGGUUGGAACCAGAAUCUGUGGAUUUGUUGAAAUAUAUUAUUUAUACCAAAGUUGGAGAGGGGCCAGCAGAAGUUACUGAUGGCUCACACUUGUUAGAUCAAAAUGGUCUUCCUCUGUAAAUGUUUAAGUGUGGCUAAUGUGUGGGGUAGAAAGAAGUGGUUGAAUGGGUAUUUUAUGUAAUAAAUUAUAUUAGUUUCUGACUUAACAAUACACUACAUUAUAUUUACAAUUUGUGUAACUACAAAUGUACUAUGCUAUUUUGAGAGAGCAUAUAUUUGAAAUGUUAAUAUGAUAUUACAUUACAAUGGAAUGUUUCAGAAUAAAUUACUAUCUCAAAUGCUA